Molecule: messenger RNA, 2899 nt
Organism: Vicugna pacos (alpaca)
Lineage: Eukaryota; Metazoa; Chordata; Mammalia; Artiodactyla; Camelidae
Source: RefSeq, a predicted model, not a curated record
GGGCGGACCAAGCUCGCGGACCCCGCCGGCCUGGGGCGCGAGAGGCGGGCGAGGGGCGAGCGCCCGGGAGCGCGCAGAGCGGGCCGCCCUAGCGCGCCGGAGACACCCGAGCGCCCCGCGCUCUGGCACCAUGCGACCCGCCGCGCCUCCUCGCCGGCCCCCGGCUUCCCAGUCCGCUCGCUGAGCGCCGGCGCUCGCCACCGCGGAAACUCGGAAAAGCAGGCGAGACGUUGCAGAGCCGCGCGGGGACGGACAGAGACGUCCCCUCCGCCCUUAAGAGGCUGCCGGCCCCUCGAUCCCAGGGCUCUUCUAGCUUUACCAUGAACCUGGCGCAAGCUUGGCGUUAGGAGAAAUCCAGAAGCCGGAGGGGGAGUCAAGGCAAUUCUUUGGUUGCUAAGUGUGAGUGAAGACAUCCAGAAUGGCUCAGGGAUCCGGGGAUCAGAGAGCACUGGGCAUUGCUGAUCCAGAGGAGAGUUCUCCAAAUAUGAUAGUCUACCGCAAAAUUGAAGACAUCAUUACAAAGAUGCAAGAUGACAAGACAGGGGGUGUGCCCAUCAGGACAGUCAAGAGCUUUCUCUCCAAAAUCCCCAGUGUUGUCACAGGUACGGACAUUGUGCAGUGGCUUAUGAAGAACCUUUCCAUCGAGGAUCCAGUUGAAGCAAUACACUUGGGAAGCCUCAUAGCUGCCCAGGGCUACGUCUUUCCGAUCUCGGACCACGUUCUCACCAUGAAGGACGAUGGGACCUUUUAUCGUUUCCAGGCCCCGUACUUCUGGCCUUCGAACUGCUGGGAGCCUGAGAACACCGACUACGCCAUCUACCUCUGUAAGAGGACAAUGCAGAAUAAAGCAAGGCUGGAACUGGCAGAUUAUGAAGCAGAAAACUUAGCAAGACUCCAGAGGGCCUUUGCAAGGAAGUGGGAAUUCAUCUUCAUGCAAGCAGAAGCACAAGUAAAGAUUGAUCGGAAAAAGGACAAGACAGAAAGGAAAAUUUUGGAUAGUCAAGAACGGGCCUUUUGGGAUGUGCACAGGCCAGUGCCAGGCUGUGUGAACACAACAGAAAUGGAUAUCAGAAAAUGUCGACGUUUGAAGAACCCGCAAAAAGUUAAAAAGUCAGUGUACGGUGUGACUGAAGAAUCCCAGUCGCAAAGCCCAGUGCACAUCCCCAGUCAGCCGAUCAGGAAAACUACAAAAGAGGACGUCCGGAAACAGAUAACAUUUUUGAAUGCACAGAUUGACAGACAUUGUUUAAAAAUGUCCAAAGUGGCUGAAAGCCUAAUUGCCUACACGGAACAGUAUGUGGAAUAUGACCCUUUGAUCACGCCAGCAGAGCCAUCCAACCCCUGGAUCAGCGACGAUACCGCUUUAUGGGACAUAGAGAUGAGCAAAGAGCCCAGCCAGCAGAGAGUAAAGAGAUGGGGCUUCUCUUUCGACGAGAUAUUGAAGGACCAGGUAGGACGGGACCAGUUUCUGCGAUUCCUGGAGUCAGAAUUCAGUUCAGAAAACCUCAGGUUCUGGUUGGCUGUCCAAGAUCUCAAGAAACAACCCCUACAGGAUGUGGCCAAGAGGGUGGAAGAAAUCUGGCAGGAGUUUCUGGCUCCAGGGGCCCCAAGUGCAAUCAACCUGGAUUCUCACAGCUACGAGAUAACCAGUCAGAACGUCAAGGAUGGUGGGAGAUACACAUUCGAAGAUGCCCAGGAGCACAUCUACAAGCUGAUGAAGAGUGACAGCUAUGCCCGCUUCCUCCGGUCCAACGCUUACCAGGACUUGCUGCUGGCCAAGAAGAAGCCAGAAAGUGAGCAAGGUCGUAGAACUUCCUUAGAAAAGUUCACUCGCAGUGUGGGAUGGAUUUGCAAAAGACAGAGCGGCUCCCUCUGCAGAAGGUGCACAGGGGACCACCCAGCCUCAGGCCUGGCAUUUGAUCUUCUGCUCGGGGACCCUGAGGAAGAAGGACUCCCCCUUUGCCCUUGGGGCUGCGUGGUUUGUGCAUCUUCUGCAGCAGCCCAGGCAGAAGGCCAUCACACUGGACCAUAAAAUAAAUUGGCUCAGACCAUAGCUCAUCUUAAAAAAACAAAAUUGCAAAUUUCCCUCCAUGAACCCUGGCAACCACGCAGAUGCGGGAGGCGCGCUGGUGCUGCUGUGCAGGUGGCUUUUGCGUGUGCAGAAAGUGGCCGUGCUGCAUGGGUCUGGCAAUGCGGGCUAGCUAGCGUGCGUGUGCGCGUGCGUGCGUGUGCGUGUGUGUGUUAGUGGCCUCUGCAUAAGUUCCAGCACCCCUGACAGCCCCUUGUCAGCCUCAUUUGCAUAGCGUGACAGGGAGAGGAGGGCGGUAGCCACGGGGUGGAGUAGCCGUGGGUAGGUCUUCCCCGCGGUGCACGGGGGGGAUUCUGUACUGUGGCCACCAGAACAGCACAGACCCAGGUCCUCUUCCCACGAUGUUCUCUGUAAGAUUGGGGCAUGGGGCUUGGUGUACAGGAAGUACUCAGUCCUGCUCAUUCACUCACUCAUCAAAAACAAGCAUCUGGUGCUCAUGGGUCCAGUCGGCACUGUUCACUGCUUCACAUCAAACCAGUGCAAACCAACAUGGCAGCCAGGGAGCAGGGGUCCCAUGCAUGGAACUGGCCAGAUGUCCCUUCCCGAAAGGUGGAAACCCACAGAUGCUACUUGCCUUUUUCCUCCCUCUGUUGAAGAGGAAAGUCCUUGUAAACCUGACUACUGUGUGAUUAGUAUCUUUAUUUCAUCCUUUUAACGUAAAUUCCAAGAAUUCUGGGUUGGAAGCAACCUAGUCAUUUUUCUUUCAUGGCUAGAUGCAUUUUAACUGAAUUUAAACAUUAUUUUGAAUUUGCUAGAUCUAAACAUCACAGGAACACUAGUAGGUGGCAAUUAAAAUAUGGGUACUCAUGA